Molecule: messenger RNA, 2350 nt
Organism: Anarrhichthys ocellatus (wolf-eel)
Lineage: Eukaryota; Metazoa; Chordata; Actinopteri; Perciformes; Anarhichadidae
Gene: sufu
Product: suppressor of fused homolog (Drosophila)
Exons: 12
Coding region: 349-1764 (471 amino acids)
Cellular component (GO): nucleus; cytoplasm
Molecular function (GO): transcription factor binding
Source: RefSeq, a predicted model, not a curated record
CAGCAGCCAUUACUGUUAAAAAAAAGGUCCAAUGGCGUGACUCUGAUUCAACGGCUCUGCUGUAAUCCCAUUCCUCAUUGGCCAUUACGAGCCAUCAGUCAGUUACGUCACCACACCCAUCAACCAAUGGCGAGGUAGUUUCUAUACAGGAUUAGCAACAGUCUGAGACCCUGCUGGUGUAGCACAACGGUCGGGAUUAAACCUGUUUUUAAUCGGUCAAUAUUAGCAGAGUAAAGCCUUUAUGAUUUAGGGUUGUCUGGCAGUCGUGGAGCUGUGGGUAAACAGCAGAAGAUAGCAGCACACACACUUUAAAAAAAAUAGAAAACCAUAUUUGUUCGAGGCCGUGGCAUGGAUGAGGUACGGCCUACCAGUGGUGCUCAAACCCACGGGCUGGUGCCGCUGUUUCCACCCGGACUGCAGGCUAUCUACGGGGAAUGCCGGCGACUUUACCCCGAACAGGCCAACCCGCUUCAAGUCACAGCCAUUGUGAAAUAUUGGUUAGGGGGACCUGACCCGUUAGACUACAUCAGCAUGUACAGGAGUACGGGCUGUCCUACUCAGGACGUACAGGAGCACUGGCACUAUGUCAGUUUCGGACUGAGUGACCUGUAUGGGGACAAUAGGGUCCAUGAAUUCACAGGGGCAGACGGGCCCAGUGGGUUUGGUUUUGAGCUCACAUUUCGACUCAAAAGAGAGACGGGAGAGACGGCACCGCCAACCUGGCCGGCUGAACUCAUGCAAGGCUUGGCUCGCUAUGUCUUCCAGUCAGAAAACACGUUUUGUAGCGGCGACCACAUAUCGUGGCACAGUCCACUAGACAACAGUGAAUCUCGUAUCCAGCACAUGUUGCUGACAGAGGACCCACAGAUGCAACCGGUUCAAACCCCGUUUGGCUCAGUGAGCUUUCUCCAGAUUGUGGGUGUGUGCACUGAGGAGCUCCAGGCAGCCCAACAGUGGAACGGCCAAGGCAUCCUGGAGCUGAUGCGUGGAGUCGGAGUAGCUGGUGGCUCCUGGCUGAUCACAGACAUGAGGAGAGGGGAGACCAUCUUUGACAUUGAUCCACACCUACAACAGGAGAGAGUGGACCAGGGUAUUGAGACAGAGGGCUCUAACCUGAGCGGGGUUAGCGCUAAAUGUGUGUGGGACGACCUGAGUCGACCGCCAGAGGAUGAGGAGGACAGCCGCUCCAUCUGUAUCGGCUCACAGCCACGGAGGCUCUCGGACAAAGACACGGAGCAGAUUAGAGAGACCCUGAGAAAAGGACUGGAGUUUAACAGCAAGGCAGCAAUACCACCCAUCAGCAGCCAGAGACAGAGCCACGAGAGACCUCAGAGUCGGAAGGACAGUUUAGAGAGUGAGAGUUCAGCGGCCAUUGUUCCUCACGAGUUGGUCCGAACACGACAGCUGGAGAGCGUCCAUCUGAAAUUCAACCAAGAGUCGGGCACACUGUUGCCUCUCUGCCUGCGAGGCCGGUUGCUCCACGGGAGACACUUCACAUACAAAAGCAUCAAUGGAGACACAGCCAUUACAUUUGUGUCUACUGGAGUUGAAGGAGCGUUUGCUACUGAAGAGCAUCCAUAUGCAGCCCAUGGGCCCUGGCUUCAGAUAUUGUUGACUGAGGAGUUUGUGGAGCAGAUGCUUGGGGAUCUACAGGAGCUCAACACUCGCGAGGAGACAAAGUUACCAAAGGAGUACAGUUGGCCAGAAAAGAAGCUGAAGAUCUCUGUCCUUCCAGACUCUGUGUUUGAUAAUCCACUGCAAUGAGACGGAGACACUUCUACAACCCUCCAUCAUACAAACCCCUACAGACACACACUUCCAGAGCGGACCAUCGUGAACAGGAGACCUCGCAGAGCAGGCAGCGACCCUGAGCUGUCUGGGCGCACAGAUAUGUUGAUCCCUCAGAGGACGGCCGGAGACCUGAACAUGAUCUGAGGGACGAUCUAAACUCUUUUGACUGUUACCGCAUUCUUAGACUAGCCCCACUGUUUACAAAGUUUCUCUCGGGCUUGAAUGCUUUUUGGGAAUGUCAAGUCCAGCCUGUGUAGAUGGUCAUUAUAGGUGACACACUAGCUGUAGGGGUAAAUCAGGGUGUUGUCGUUCUUCCAGUAAGGCGUGCCAAGGUCUGAGGUCCAAAACAUGUGUCAUAAAUACAUUUGAUACCGCAUCCUGUGAUCUGCAGACACGGCGUCUCCGGCGAUAACCGUGUUGAUGACCUCAAAAGCAAUUCUAUUUAUUCCACUGGCCUUUUAGAACAGACGGAAAAGUCACAUAUUGGACAUUUUAUUCAGUUUUUCUUUUGAUUGAGCGUGUGUGUGUGUGUGUGUGUGUGUGUGUGUGUGUGUGUGUG